AUGCUCCUAAGAUUUCGCACUUGUUUUUUUGCUGAUGAUUGUAUUAUUUUUGCUCGUGCUAACAUUGAUGAAGCUCUUUCUAUCAAAAAUUUGCUAUCCCAUUUUGAGUUUUUCUCGGGUCAACAAAUUAACCGGGAUAGGUGCGAGCUUUCUUUUAGUAAGAGCUUAGAGGGGUACCUUAGAAGACGUGUGAGUAGUUGUUUGGACAUUAAGGAGGUUCUUAGCCAUGACAAGUAUUUGGGUCUUCUGACGAAGUGUUUUAGAUCCAAAAACUUCUCUUUUGUCAACCUAAGGGAUCGCAUUUGGAAAAAGCUUCAGGGAUGGAAAGAAAAGCUUCUUUCUAAGGUGGGCAAGGAAGUGUUAAUUAAAGCGGUUACUCAAUCUAUUCCUACAUACGCUAUGAGUUGUUUUAAAGUUCCGGCUUCUUUUUGUAUUGAGGUCACUAGUAUCAUCAGAAAUUUCUGGUGUGGCACUUCUAAUUUUGAUCGUCGCUUUCCUUGGCGGGCUCGGAAAAGGUUUAUAGAUCGAAGGGUGAAGGAGGUUUAG
This is a messenger RNA of Amaranthus tricolor (Joseph's coat), 546 nucleotides long. RefSeq lists its product as uncharacterized. The transcript has a single exon. The record is from RefSeq and is a predicted model, not a curated record. Bases 1 to 546 code for a protein of 181 amino acids. NCBI's taxonomy places the organism in Eukaryota, Viridiplantae, Streptophyta, Magnoliopsida, Caryophyllales, Amaranthaceae.